This is a messenger RNA of Sporothrix schenckii 1099-18, 3450 nucleotides long. RefSeq lists its product as uncharacterized. Bases 1 to 3450 code for a protein of 1149 amino acids. The record is from RefSeq and is a predicted model, not a curated record. NCBI's taxonomy places the organism in Eukaryota, Fungi, Ascomycota, Sordariomycetes, Ophiostomatales, Ophiostomataceae. The transcript is spliced from 2 exons.
AUGGGUGUCGACGCCGAGGAACUAAUUGUCCGGCCGUUUCGCGAGGUCGUCGAGCGCGGCAACGAGGCGAUCCAGAAUGCCGAGGCCGGCGAGGCGGACGAUGCCAGCAGCGUCGACGGCAGCGUGCUGGCCGACAUGGCCAAGGCGGGCCGCGCCGUCGUCCGCGAAGGCGAGCGCGCGCUCAAGCGGCUGCAGCCGGUGUGGGACGGCCAGGUGGAAAAGUACGGCGACGCCUUCAAGGACGCGAUGCUGCAGCAGGACGACAUUGAGCGGCGGCGGCGGGAGCUGGAGGACCUACUGUACGACUUUGAGGACUACACGGAGCCGCGGUCGUUUGACGCCGCCAAAUUCGUCGAGCUGCAGGCGGCCACGCGGUCGUUUGCGCUGGACGUGAUCAACCACACGAAGCGCCUGAAGCUGGAGUCGCCCAAGCGGGCGUCGACGGCGGCGCAGCUGGCGGCCAUUGCGGGCGGCGGCGGGUCCGCGGCACGUGGGACGGCCUCCCCCUUGUCCACGCCCACGACGGCCACCAAGAGCAGCUUCCCGCCCCUGCCGCCGCUGCCCCCGUCCAUGGCCGGCAUCCCUCCGCUGCCGCCGAUGCCGAACCUGGCCUCCCUGCCCCCGAUCAACGUCAACGAGCGCCGGUCACGGGCGUCCCUGCUCAAGAACGGCGGCGGUGGCGCUACAGCAUCUCUGCCGCGGCUCGCCUCGCUGACGUCCCACCCACACACGGCGCGGCCCGACUCAAUGGACGACGGCGACGACCAGCUGUUCGAAGCCUCGACGCCGACGUCCUCGGUGGCCCCCUCGACGGCGCCGUCGUCGAGCCGUGCGUCACUCGCCCACAGCAGCCUGCGCCGCGCCAACACCAAGAGCUCGGUGGCGACCAGCAUGUCGGGCGCGUCCACGCGGGGGGGCAUGCUGUUUGACCACGCCGAGCGCUACCAGCUGUACGACCAUCCCGAGGGCCAGGGCCAGGGCCAGGACGAGCGGGGACACGACGACAGCGAGAGCGUGGCCCCGGGCGGCGGCAAGCGGUCGACGCCGCCGCCGCCGUCGAUUCCCCGCACGUCGGCAUGGGUGAGGAGCCAUCAGCAACAUCUUCAACAACUACAGCAGCAGCAGGCACAGACACAGACACCAAGCCAGCGCCUGCGCGCCAGGGCGUCCCGCGACACCGUGGCCACCGACUACUCGUACGACGGCCCGUUGAUGCUCUCGCGGUUCAACUCGCUGACGGUCGACGGGUCCGUGCGGUCGGCGUCGGCCACCACCAGCGCCACAAGCGCGACCACGGCGCCCAGCCCCGUCCUCGACUCCGCGGCACGGUCGUCGUACCUCUCGUCGGCGCCGACCAGCUACACGUCGUCGCCGAUCCUGGCGCUGGGCGAGGCAGACGGUUCCGAUGGUGCCGGUAUGAACAACAUGAACAACAAGCCCACAUCGUCGGGCCCGGCCCCCUUUGUUGCGCCGCCCAUUGCGGCGCUGCCCCCGCCGGCACUGUCGGCGGCGCACGGCCACGGCUCGUCGCAGAGCAUCCAGGACUUUAUCAAGUUUGCGCCGUCGCCGCCCGUGCCGCCCAUCAGCCUGCCGCUGUCGCCCAAACACCUGCCGCGCCGCGGACGCGGCGACGUGGACGACGACGUGGACGCCAUUGAUGACGACGACGAUCACGACGUGCACGGUGGUGGUGAUGAUGGCGGCGGAGACGAUCCGUUGAUGCGGGAUGCCGAGCUGGACGACCUGGAAGAGCAGAUUUACCAGCGCCCGGGAUCACGGCAGCAGCCUUUCCGGCACGACCGGCACGACCGCAUCAACACCAAGCGCACAAUGCAGCCCGACGUGCGGGACGCGACGACAGCAGCGGGCGACCGGCCGAUGUCGCGGCAGACGACGAGACGGUCCUCGAUCGCCACACAGCCGCAGACACAGCCACACAGCCGCCCACCGGCCACGCCCGAGACCAUCCUGGACCACGACCUGCACGACCUGCCGUCCCCGUCCGGCAUGGCCUCCCCGAAUCUGCCACCGAGCAUCCCGUCGGGCAUGUCCGACAAGGUGUUUGACAACGGCCUGAUGGUGGUGGACGAAGAAAAGGACAAGGACAAGGCCAAGGCGGGCGCCGCAUCGGCCGCGGGCGACAACGCGGACGUGCCCCUGACGCGCGAGUUUGUGCGCGAGGCCGAUUGCAGCAUCGGCCCCAAGAGCACGUUUGAGAUGAUGGGCGGGUUCUGCAAGGGCGCCGACCUGUACCGCAGCGGCGGCCACUGGCAGGGCAUCAAGCAGACGGGCGGCUACGUGGCCAACAAGCAGGCGAGCAUUGGCCGGUGCGUCGGCUGCAGCUAUGCGCACAACUACGAAGAGGUCCGCCUGGACAUGGAGAAGAAGCCCGAAGCCACCUUCACCAAAGCCGGCGGCGCGCGGUUCCGCCUCCGGCUCCUCUACAAGUCGCACAUUGCCACGGCCAUCAGCUCGCAGCGGCAGGCCGAGAGCCACUACGCGUGCAUCUUUUGCGUGCACGCGGGCGCGACGGUCCGCGAGGGCGACGCGACCGUGUUCACGACGCCGGACCACCUGCUGCUGCACCUCGCGCGCCACCCGCAGCCGCUGCCGCUGGUGCCGGGCGUCACGGUGCUCUACGGCACCGACUACCAGCCGGCGUCGGCCAGCAGCGUCAGCACGGCCAGCAGCUCGGACCCGGACACCAACAACUUUGACCUGCACCUCGUCAACCCGCCGCUGCCGACGCCGGUGCCGCCCAGCGUGGGCCAGGCGCCCGUGGCCACGGCCACGCGCGAGCACCUGCAGCGGUGGGGCGCCAAGAAGCUGGCGCGGCCGCCCAACUACGGCGGCGACAUGCUGCACUUUUUGGCGGGGGCGCGCGUGGUGGGCGUCAUGUUCCCGGAAAAGUGGGAGGGCAAGUGGUGCAUGGGCUGGCACGACGGGUUUGUGGGCGCGUUCCCGGCCAAGGCGGCGCUGAUGGAGCCGCCGCGGCCGAGCGAGAUUCCCAUGGCCAGCAGCGACAGCGGCAUGUCGGUGACGACGCGCUGGAAGUGGAAGCCGCACGAGGAGAAGGACAAGGACAAGGACGGCAAGAAACAAAAAGGGUCCGGCGACUCGAGCAGCAGCGUGCUCAACGCCGGCGGCGAGGCGUCGCUGUGGCUGUCGUUUGACAAGGGCGAGACCAUCUCCAACGUCAAGUGCCUCUACGCCGACCACUGGUGCUGGGCCGGCACCAACAGCAAGGGCCGCUUCGGCGUCUUCCCCCAGUCGCACAUCCUCACCAAGACCCUGCAGCAGGAGUCCCUGGCGCCGCUGCGGCCCAUCAAGACCGGGGGCUGGUCCGCCAAGAGCAUCUUCAAGGGCGGCAGCAGCGGCGGACGGAGGCCGCCGAGCAGCAGUGCCGCCUCGUCCAUGAGCAACAGCACCGGGCGGACGCGGUAUACGUGA